GUGUAUCAAAACGUUUUAAUAAACGCCAGCCAAUCCAAAUGAGCCGUGGUUGAAAUCUCAAGUUUCUUUAAAUAUCGCGAGAGUUGGUUACGGCCUUUCUCCCCGAGCUGCUAGCAGGGAAAGUGUACACAUUCAGAACACUUCAUGAUGAGUUAUGCUGAAAAGCCAGAGGACAUAACACGGGAGGAGUGGAUGGAAAAGCUCAAUAAUGUUCACAUUCAGCGGGCAGACAUGAAUCGACUCAUUAUGAAUUAUUUGGUGACAGAGGGGUUUAAAGAGGCAGCUGAGAAAUUCAGGAUGGAAUCAGGCAUUGAGCCAAGUGUUGAUCUGGAUUCUUUGGAUGAGAGGAUAAAGAUUCGGGAGAUGGUCUUAAAAGGACAGAUACAAGAGGCAAUAGCGCUGAUCAACAGUCUUCACCCCGAGCUACUGGACACUAACCGCUACCUGUACUUUCAUCUUCAGCAACAACACCUGAUCGAGCUGAUACGCCUGCGGGAAACCGAGGCUGCGCUAGAGUUUGCACAGACGCAGCUAGCUGAACAGGGAGAGGAAAGCCGAGAGUGUCUGACAGAGAUGGAGCGGACCCUCGCUCUUCUAGCAUUUGACAACCCAGAGGAGUCUCCCUUCGGUGACCUUCUUAACAUGAUGCAGAGACAGAAGGUGUGGAGUGAAGUAAACCAGGCGGUGCUGGACUACGAAAACAGGGAGUCAACACCUAAACUUGCCAAACUCCUCAAACUGCUGCUGUGGGCUCAGAACGAGUUGGAUCAGAAGAAAGUAAAGUACCCCAAAAUGACAGAUCUCAGCAAAGGCACCAUCGAGGAUCCCAAGUGAACAUGAAUCGGCAUCUCUAUGCUUGCAUUAUGUGGGGAACAAAAUGGACGCUUUCCCUUUCCUUAACUAUUUAUACUCAAUGACUGACACUCAAACAUCCUUUUCAUCAUCCUUUUGUUUGGUUUACCUAUCAAAGACUUGGCAUUAAAUAGGCUGUGGUAAUGAGGUUGUUGACAUUUAAGGAUGACUCCUUGCCAAAAUGAAACACUUCGUUGCGAAGAGAGAUUUCUGUGAUUUGCGACUUGCUGAGCAGAAUUUAUUGUAUUUUAGCCAUUUCGUUUUGCAGAGAACUAUUAUUAACCCUCUAUUUUGUCUGCGAAUGUUUAGAAAGUAUAUAAGAACCACACUUACAUGCUGAUUUACUAGAUGUUUGUGUCCACUGAUGUGAGGUACCAAAGGCAAAAUAUUGGUGUCAUCAGGAACAGUGGAUUGAUUGUAUCAAGGUGACAAAUGUGCUCCGUGUGCUUUCAUGUUUUAUUUUGCAGUGCACAGGUAUACAUUUUUUGUAUGUGCAUUAAGGGGUCUGUUAAAGAAUGUCAGCCCUUUUUGAGUACUAAUAUUAUUGCAUUAUAAUGUUAUAAAGUCAUGUGACAUUGUUUUCUACUGUA
This is a messenger RNA of Triplophysa dalaica, 1442 nucleotides long. RefSeq names its product GID complex subunit 8 homolog b (S. cerevisiae) (gene gid8b). Lineage: Eukaryota; Metazoa; Chordata; Actinopteri; Cypriniformes; Nemacheilidae. The transcript has 5 exons. The coding region runs from base 145 to 834 and encodes 229 amino acids. Gene Ontology annotation, cellular component: cytoplasm; nucleus. Gene Ontology annotation, biological process: proteasome-mediated ubiquitin-dependent protein catabolic process; positive regulation of canonical Wnt signaling pathway. Gene Ontology annotation, molecular function: protein binding. The record is from RefSeq and is a predicted model, not a curated record.